Messenger RNA from Menidia menidia (Atlantic silverside), 5964 nucleotides. The record is from the annotation of a GenBank genome assembly. NCBI's taxonomy places the organism in Eukaryota, Metazoa, Chordata, Actinopteri, Atheriniformes, Atherinopsidae.
AUGCGAGCGGGCCUCAGUUUUUUUUCGGUUAAGGGAAAGGUCGCCGUCUGGCCACCUGCUCGGGCUUUGAUCUCUGACGGUUUACGACUGUCCCAUAGCCUCCCCGAAAACAGCCAGGCCUCGGGCUGCCACCUCCAGUCCCUGGCGCCUGCUUCGCCGUUUCUCUCUCGUACACACCGGCAUACGCAGGACCCCGCCCACAUGCUCAGACUGGGCCAGCCGGCCCUCCCUUCUGUGAUGGGGGGUAGGGACGGGUGGAAAGGUCAGAAGCCGAGCUGCGUGUCGUGGGAUGAUGCACGUUCAUGUCACAUAAUCCAUCUUUCGGGGGCUGGCGGCAUCGCCCACAGACGGGAGGAUCUGGAUCCCCGGACGUUCACGCUGAUUGUGGAGGCUUGGGACUGGGACAACACCACACGCCACAAUGACGAGGAGCUGCUGAUCGAGCGCGCCAUCCACACCGGCAUGGUCAACCCCGGCGACCAGUGGCAGACCAUCCUCCACGACGGGCCCGUGGCGCGCAUCAUCUACCGGAUCCGGGUGCGCUGCGACGAGAACUACUACGGGAACAAGUGCAACAAGCUGUGCGUGCCCCGGGACAACUACUUCGGCCACUAUCGCUGCGAGCCCUCGGGGGCCCAGGUGUGCCUGGACGGCUGGAUGGGGGCCGACUGCCGGACAGCGAUCUGCAAACAAGGCUGCAACCUGUUACAUGGCGGCUGCUCUGUCCCAGGCGAAUGCAAGUGCAGCUUUGGCUGGACGGGCCAGUUCUGUGACGAGUGUGUGCUUCAUCCUGGAUGCGUGCACGGGACCUGCGACAUCCCCUGGCAGUGCAACUGCAAGAGGAACUGGGGCGGCCUGCUGUGUGAUAAAGACCUGAAUAUCUGCGGUCGCCACCAGCCUUGUGUCAACGGAGGAACCUGCAUGAACACCGAACCGGACAAGUACCACUGCGCCUGUCCGCAGGGCUACUCUGGAAUGAACUGCGAAAUAACUGAGGACGCUUGUGUCUCCAACCCCUGCGCUAAUGGUGGUACGUGUCUGGAGGGUCCUGCGGGGUACGAGUGUCUGUGUCCGCUGGGCUGGGAGGGUCCAACCUGUGCCGGCAAUUUGAAUGAGUGUGCCUCCAGUCCUUGUGCUCAGGGGGGGACCUGCAUUGACCUAGAGGAUGGCUUUGAAUGCAAGUGUCCUCCACAAUGGGAAGGAAAAACCUGCCAGAUAGAUACAAAUGAGUGUGCAGGCCGGCCCUGUGCGAACGCUUUCUCUUGCAAAAAUCUGAUUGGUGGAUAUCACUGCGACUGUUUUCGGGGAUGGUCCGGACAAAACUGUGACAUCAAUGUAAACGGCUGCCGUGGUCAGUGCCUGAAUGGAGCAACGUGCAAGAAGGGCCCAAGGGGUUAUCACUGCCAGUGUGCUCCUGGAUUUGUGGGCUCUCACUGUGAAAUCCAGAGGAAUAAAUGUGACAGCAGACCGUGCCAGAACGGUGGACACUGCCACGCUGUGCUGGACAGCUUUGUGUGUGAAUGCCCAUCGGAGUUUGCUGGCCAGCUGUGUGAGAUCUCCAGUUGGUCCCCCUCAGAUACGUGUGAUCCAGACCCCUGUGAGAACGGCGCCACGUGCCACGGCAUGGACCAAGACUUUUACUGCGCGUGCCCCGAAGGCUACGAGGGAAAGACGUGCGAAAACCUCAAAGAGGGCUGCCCGACCACGCCGUGUCAAGUGAUUGACAGCUGCACCGUAGCCGUGGCGACCAACGACUCGGCCGGAGUGCAGCGCGUGUCGUCCAACGUGUGCGGCCCGCGCGGGCGCUGCGUCAGCCACCCGGCGGGAAACUUCUCCUGCGUGUGCGAGCCGGGCUUCAGCGGCGUGUACUGCCACGAAAACGUCAACGACUGCAUGGACAACCCCUGCGGAAACGGGGGGACCUGCAUCGACGGGGUCAACUCCUUCCAGUGCUUCUGUCCGGACGGCUGGGAGGGUCAGCUCUGCGACCUCAAUGUGAACGAGUGCGGACACAACCCCUGCAAGAACGCCGGCCGCUGCUUGGAUCUGGUGAACGACUUCUACUGCCAGUGUGCCGACGGCUGGAAGGGCAAGACCUGCCAUUCCCGUGAGAGCCAGUGUGACGAAACCACCUGCAGCAACGGAGGCACCUGCUACGACCACGGCGACACCUUCCGCUGUGCGUGCCCGCCGGGCUGGGCAGGAAACACCUGCAACACAGCCAAGAACAGCACAUGUGCUUCCAGUCCUUGUUCCAACGGGGGGACGUGUGUUGGAGGUGGGGACACCUUUUCCUGCAUCUGCAAAGAGGGCUGGGAGGGACCAACCUGCGGGCAAAACACAGACGACUGCAACCCUCAUCCCUGCUACAACGGAGGGAUCUGUGUGGACGGAGUCAACUGGUUUCGCUGCGAGUGCGCCCCCGGUUUCGCCGGACCGGACUGCAGAAUCAACAUCAAUGAGUGUCAGUCCUCUCCCUGUGCUUACGGAGCCACCUGUGUGGACGAGAUCAACGGCUUCCGCUGCAUCUGUCCCCUCGGCAGAACGGGAGCGCGCUGCCAAGAGUUCAUAGGUAUUGGAAAGGUUUGCCAUUACGCCGGGCUGCAGUUUCCCCACGGCAGCACCUGGGAAGAGGAGUGCAACAGCUGCCGCUGCAUCAGUGGCAAAGUGCAGUGUACGAGGGUGCUGUGUGGCCGCCGUCCGUGCCGGCUCCGGCCGUCCGGCCAGGACCAGAGGCGGCUGUCCUGCCCGGCUGGACGGGAGUGUCUGGAGCACAGCUACUACACCUGCUUCUCCCCGCCGUGCGACCAGCGGGGGGUCUGCUCCGUGGCCGGACCCUCACCUCCGCAAGCGGCCACCAAGUGCCAGCCGAACGGCGGCCAUUUGGACAACAGCUGCGGCCGCAUAACACUCGUUUUCAACAGAGACAAAGUGCCACCGGGAACGACGGUGGAGGAUAUUUGCUUCGAGCUGAGGUACCUUCCGGAUACCAGAGGCCUGGCCAAAGACCACGCCCUUCUCCUGCUGUGUGAGCUCUCCCAUUCAAAUCAGGACGCCGUGGAGGUGGCUUUGUCUUUUCAGCCGGAGGACCUUCCGGACCACAGUCUGAUCCAGGAGGCGGCCAGCGCCAUUGUGGGCACCUUGUCCAAGCGGCACAACAGCACCGUGAUGCUGGCGGUCAUCGAGGUCAAAGUGGAAACGCAGGUCAUGCCCCCUUCAGUGGAUUACUUGGUGCCUCUCCUGUGCGUCCUCUUCUGCCUGCUUUGCCUGUUCUGUAUCAUCGUGUGCGUCUGGUGGACGCGCAAGCGGAGAAAAGAGCGCGAGAGGAGCUCGCAGUCGGCCGCCGACGACAGCGUGAACAACCAGUGGGAGCCGCUCCGUCUGGUGGUGGGCCGGCCGCCGCCGCAGCAGCUGAAGGAAAGCAACAGGGAGGCCGAGCAGGAGCGCAAAAAGCUCAUGGGCCCCUCCUGUCGGACGUGUGAUGAGGAGGAGGAGGAGGAGGAGGAGGAGACGGAGGGCGAGCUGGAGCUGGAGGAGGAGUGCGGCGGGGCGGAGGCGGGGAAGCAGCUCGUCUAUAAGUACUCUAAGACUGCGGUGCAGUCCAGCGGGGGGGUGAUCUGCACCCUGCACAGCUCCAGCUCGCCCCUCAAAGCCCCCCACCGGACCCACGGCUACAGCCCCAAAGACAACCGCUGGAAAAGCGUCAGCGCUGUCUUGACUGGUCAGAAGGAGCACAGAGACCAUUGUGUAUAAGAAAUCUAAACAAAGAACAAUGCGGAAGCAAGAGGGGGGGGCUGCAAGGCAGCCACAAUUCUAAGUUUUGGGACUUUGUUUGGAAAGAGAAAAAAAAAAAAAAAAGGCUUUGUGUUUUAAUAAGCCAUUCUUUGCUUUAAUUUCAUAUUUUGCCCCUCGGUCACCUGAGGGGCUGUUUGGAUUCAGAAGGCUCGAGCACGGUGGACAUCCUCCGUUUUUUGCUUCUGUUUUCUUAUUUUUCGUUGCGUAUUGAAGAAGCUAAAUUGUAACUGUUUCAGAAGGCAAAAGAGAGCUUUCUGCAUUAUUUUGGGUUUUGGAAUUGUACCAUUUAAGAAAGAGUUAAUAAUUGAAAUGGAGUUUAAGAAACUGUAUAAAGAUUUUUGUUUACAAAGGAUUAUGAUUUUCUUGGAACUUUUCAGUGGGCUUCUGUUCGUUGUCUGUGGGAGCAGAUCCACAUUAAAGGGACUGUAAAGGAAGGGUCCGGAGGGAAGUGGACUGUUGCAUCCAACCCUCCCUUUGCCCGUCACCUUCCAGCUUUGCCCACCAAUCCACCUGUGGCCGUCGUGCGCCAGCCUUACCAAAACACUUGGCCUGGAGGAGGAGAGGGGACCGAAACCCCAGUGCCUACUAUGUGGCCUUGCAUUUUUUUUGUUUCUCCUUUUUCUCGGUUUUCUCAGCUGAAAGCUCUGUUUGAGGAAUUUUUUGCAGUAUUUGAGUUGGUAGCAAGUGCCUUUCUAAGAGCUGUGUUUUGGCUCCAAGUCGCGCUGCCCAAUUUGACCUCCUUGUCCUCCGAUCUUAAAGGGAUACAUGUACAUUUAGAGUUCGGUUUCACAGCAACGCCAUUCAAGGUAUUUGAUCAAAACAGAAAUGACUACUCUGUACAUAAAUGUAAAUACAAAGGAGUCGCUGUGUAUAUUUGAAAUAAGUAACUUAAAGACAAGUCACACAUUUUUAUUGUUAUUAUUAAUGAUAUUCUUAUUUUUUCUUUUCUUUUCAUUUUCUUUUUUUUUUUUACAAUGCCAUUCCUUUUAUUUAUGUCAGUCAAAAUAGGCAGGUUUUAUAACACUUAAUAUCCAGCGUCCCGCUGUUAAGAACCUUUACAAUGAGGUACCACCUAUAAAGGAAUUUCUGAAGGGUUCAUAAAUGGUUUGUCAUGGGAUAAAAAUGUCUUUUGUGAAUGUAAAGUAAAAAAAAUAAUGCUUUUGAGCGUUCACUUUUGAAUUACUUUGCUGUAGAACAUAAUGUAAAGACAUAACUUCUCUUACUGAAAAUUUUGAGGGCUAUCUGGCUUUAAAUGAUCAACGUACACUGUCACAGUUUUCAGCCUCUUAUGUUCUUUUUAAUUAUUUUUACUCCUCAGUUUAAUUUUUUUAAAACAUUUUCUGUUUACUAUAGUGGUGUUUUUUGGUUCUUAAUAAAGAGUUAAACACAUGGAUGAAAGCAGCCACUAAUAUAGCCUUAAAAAUGCUUCAAACCAUUUCUAAACCCAUCACAAUCCCUUUUAUUUCAGGUGCCUUAAUGUAAUUAUUUAUGUAUAUCUGUGUUAUCAGUGGUCAUCAUUUUUUGUUUUACUUUCACUAUUAAGAAAAAGUUCUUCUUUCAUUGCGUUGUGUAUUGUGGUGCGUUUUAUUCAACCGAGUAAAGCACUCUGUCUCACUUUGCUAUCAUGGAGAUUUCUGAAAUAAAACAAUAAUGGAGAAGAGGGGGGGGGGGGGCAAUAAAAAAAAUCCACCAUAACUGUUUUGAACGUUAUGAAUGUGGAUGUUUCAUUGGUCAAAUGUGGAUGCUUCAGCAUCAUGUUUGGUUCCAAGGCUUUAAGGGAUCAAUGUUUGCAGGUUCAGAUUAUUUUCUUUUUUUGCCAUUAUGCAAAUAUGUUUAAAGUUACCAACUCGGUUUCAAAUUACACAGUUUUCCCCCUUUUUCAUACCAUGCCACUGUAUUUCUGUAAAUGGGACGCAGCAAAAUAAAGAGUUAAAGUUGCAGCACUGCUGGUGUUAAUGGCUGAAAAUGUAUACUGAACACAGCUGGUGGACAAGAGGGCAGCAAUUAGUUUUGUACAAAGUACCAAAGUUUGAAUUCUGGAGUGGAUGUUGCGUUGUUAUAAAUAAUCAUUCCACUUAUUUAUUAAAGCGGUUUUGACCUCACUCUGGUAUAAGUUGGUUUGUGGUGCAGAAAUCUGUGUAUAAAUUGUGCAUAUAUGUAUGAAUUUCU